GUAUGCGUGCAUAAUUAUAUUUUUUUAAAUCUCUUUAACUCGAAUUAAAAAUAUCAAGAUGUGUAAAAUUCAAAGUGAAUACUACAAGAAAGUAUUGAGAUAAUAUUUUUUAUAGAAAAUAAACGCAAUUUUUCCAUAUAUCGUUAACGUUCUACCUAUAAUUUAUAUACAAUUUAUAAUAAAAGCCCUCGACUAUCGUGAUAAAAUUGUGAAACAUAAAAAUUCAGACGAGUGUCAAUACUUUUGUAACCACAGUAGCUCAGCCCAACACAUACACAUACAUACAAUCUCACGAAGCUUGCUCGGUUCGGCCGUUAACUUCGGCUUCGCUCGCGCGUUUUAGGAGGGGCGGUGGCGUCGGUGAUGCCGAGUCUGAUGCUCGCAAUGGUGAUGGUGAUGGUGGUGAUGGUGGUGUAGUGGUGAUAGCAACGAACGUAGAGUAGGAAGGACGCGUGCUGUUGAUGUUAGUAUUAGUAACGGUGGUAAUGGUGGUAGUGAUGGAGGUGUAGUGGUGGUGGUCGUGGUGGUGGUCGUAGUGGUGGUGGAAGGGACGCCGGGCGUCGCGGCGCAGGCUGCCGCACCCAGCAAAGCGCCUGCUCCCCUUCGGCCGGUAAAACGUAUACCUACUCGCGUAUAGUCUUCUAUAUAGUACGUUGACUGAAGAGAGAGAGAGACAGAAAACGCGCGUCCUUGUCGCGAACGUCGACACACUGCAUGGCGACAGAACGCGUCGGUCCAGCGAGACGAAGACGAGAACUUCGAAGAAAGGAAAGGAGCAAAAAGAGAGAGAAAGAGAGAGAGAGAGAGAGAAAGAGAAAAAUAUAUAGAAAGACAUUUGGCUGUUGCUAAGCGCGAGCUUUAUUAUUUCCGGUAUCUAUGGUAUUUUCAAUUUUGAUAACGAGACAAGGUCUGGCCUUCGCCCAGGUCCAAGGUCACGAAAAAGGAAGGCUACAAAAAUGUUAAAUAAUCGGACUAGUAUUUAACAAUCAUACUAUAUUAUCAUUUGACUUGUGAUUUUUGGUUACGGUGUAUCCGAUGUGUGUAUACGGUGAAAUAGGAUUAUUUUCGUGAAUUUAGAUGUAGCCAAGAGAAUAUUCGAUCGAUUGUUGAUGGUACGUACAUUGUGAUAGUUCUUUCGUGUGAAGAAAGUGUUUGUUAGCAGUUUCCUGGGUUGCAGGAUAUUCCGAUUAUCAGGAUGGAAGAUCAUGGGUGUAGUUGAAAUAGGGGAAUAGCUAAGUACGUGAUGGCGGGAGAAAUUUUAUGUUCCUGCCGUGUCAAGGUUGCACGACCUUGGUUUCUGUCAGUGACACGCCAUGCCGGAAAUCGUGUUUACUGAAUUUCGCGCGGGCUCUUUCGAGAUAUCAUGAUAACUAUAAAAUAACGUUUACUUUCAUAGGUAUAUACUAUCAUAGAAUUUCCUAUUUGGUUUAAUCGUUCAUCCACAUCAGGAGUGAUAAGUUUUGGUGUACCCAUAGAAUUUUUCUGGGCUAGAAAUUCGAAAGAGUACGAAAGAGUAAAAGCUUUGCACCAAUUUCAAACUCAACUACUUGAAAGUUCGAUACGGUUUCUCUAGUCCAUGAGUAAACAUCAAUCUUUUCUAAGGCCUAGCCAAGCCAAAAAAGAGAGAGAGAGAGAGAGAGAGAGAGAGAGAGAGAGAGAAAUCUCAUGCUCCUCUUGAAACUAGCAACGUGAAUUCGUCGUGAAAGUUCAAGUGCGGGGCCGAUCAUCGUGCCAAAGAUCUUUUUCCGUCUGUUCAUACAUGUGUCCAUACUGUGAAAGAAGUAAAAAUCAUUCUUGCAAAAGAAAAACAAAAAAGAAAAAAAGAGUAACGAAAAAUGAAAAAAUCAAUUUUCCAAACAUAUCAAAAUUUUUCUUUAUUAUAAAAAUUACCAGAAACAAAUUAAUUAAUUAAACGAACAUCUAUAAUGUGAUAUAAUUUUAAGAAUAAAAAUGUCAUGUUUAACAAGAAAAUUGAUUACAUAGUAGAGACGAGUUAACGGUAUAGUUGCGUGACUGUUUAAUAGACCAAACUAUAGGGUUCACGCGUAUCCGGUAAUGCACGAUCGAUAUUCACCUUUCCCAAGUUAGUAGGGACCCGCGUUUCGCACGAAGGAAUCCAGGAGACAAGGGGUUGAUUGCCCUGAGUCGCGGGGGGUAAGACUGCGGUGGUCGCUGCUCUGUCUGCCUCUCUCUCUUUCUCUCUCUCUCUCUCUCUCUCCUCUCUCUCUCUCUCUCUCUCUCUCUCUCUCUCUCUUUCUCUCUCUUUGCGGAGACUGCAGGCGGCUUUAGGCGGUGCCCACGUCGCCAUCGUCGUCGUAGCGUCGUUUCGAGAUAGAAUAGCUUUGCCCAUGCAUAUAUGCAUUCGCACGCAAGCUUCUUAUCAGGCCUUCUUCUUCUUCUUCUUCUUCUUCUUCUUCUUCUUUUCGAGUACCGGAACGUACGAUUCAUAGCGGAUUUAACGGUAGCCACUCGAAUAAAACCGAGGGUUAACCGAUACAUUGUUGCUCUUUAUUAGAAGAAACAUUUGAACGAGAGAAUACUGCGAAAAUGAAAGAUUGAUUUUUAGAAAAAUGAUCGUUCCAUCCAUAACCGUCUAAAAAUUUCUAGUAAUAUCCUAGAAUCGUUUCUCUGCCAUCUAAAUCGUUGCGAGGAGACAAAUAAUCACGAUUUGGAAAUAUGAUCAUAACAUUAUUUUAGAUCAUAUGAUAUCAUUCGAAUAAUACGAAAAUUUCUUUGUGCCUGUAUUUCAAAUAACCGUCCUAUCGAUCAAUACGAAUUUUUUCGAAAGACAAAAGAUAAGUGAUAAAAAGAUCAAUUGAUUGACUAAGAAAAAAGGAAUUGUCGAAAUAAUCGUUCAUAAAAAAAACAAUUUGUUGAUAAAAUUAUUCGUGAUAACAGUGCUGUGUUACUUACUACUACUGAAGGCGCAGUGAUAAGUGGUGGGUGAUGAUAAGUGACCCACCGUUUCGAAUGAAGUGGUUUUAGGAUGAUGGUGGAGCGUGUCGAGGAUCACCUCUUCAUGUAUCGACGCCCCGUCUACCGGGUCUUCCAGUACCUCGAAACCACUGACCAUGAGGGGAUGAGCACUGGGACAGGAGAUGGAGGUGGAAGCGGAGGUGGUAGUGUACAGGGUGGUGGAGGUGGAAGAAAUACACCACCUCAUGGAUCGCCCACCCCCAUGGACAAGGCGACUUUAAAAGUCCAUUUACCCAACGGUGGUUUUAAUGUCGUUAAAUUUGGUGAUGCUAUCGACGUCAAAGGGAUCAUCUCCUUGGUAACCAGUCGACUCGCCGUUGGUACCAGACAUUAUCGAAAUCUCUAUGCGAUGAGAUUGCAUCAUCCAGGAUCUGGUGAGAGUUACUGGUUGCAUCAAGAUACCACCAUGUACCAGGUUCAAGAGAAGUAUGAAAAGAAACAUCCUCAUUGCGAGUGGAGGUACGAACUCAGAGUACGAUAUCUACCGCAAAAUCUGAACGAUCUCUACGAGAAAGACAAAGUCACAUUUUACUAUUAUUAUGAUCAGGUACGAAACGACUACCUCUAUGCAAAUCAUGCUGCACUGGAUCAAGACGUAGCCGUUCAAUUAUGUUGCUUAGAGAUACGUUAUUUCUUCAAAGACAUGCCACAAAUGGCUCUCGACAAGAAAAGUAACUUGGAAUAUUUAGAACGAGAGGUUGGCUUACAUAAGUUUCUUCCACGAUCCGUGUUAAACGGAAUGAAGCCAAAGGCACUUCGAAAGCUGAUACAGCAACAUUUCAAGAAAGUAGCUGCUCUUUCGGAAUUAGAAUGCAUGUUUAAGUUCUUUGACUUGCUUCGGGCACAUUAUAGGUUUGACCAGGAAAGAUUUAUUUGUGCAUUGGGGUCAAGCUGGUCCAUUCCUGUUGAACUAGUCAUCGGUCCCGAUCUCGGCAUAUCUUAUAUGGCUCAUCGAGGUGGAACAGUGCCAACUAGAAUGGCGGAGUUCUCACAAAUACAAUCAAUUCAAACGCUCGUUUCUGACUGCAAAGAACAUGCCAAAGCAUGUAUCAAAUUAAGAGUCGCUGGAGCAGCUGAAACGCUGAGCAUAACUUGCUCUAGUUUGGACCAAGCGGAAAGUCUUGCUGACUUGAUAGACGGUUAUUGUAGACUAGUGACUGGCAGUAAUACUUCAUUAUGGAAUCGAAAAGCUGCAUCGUGGAAAAAUUAUCCCUGUCCAUGCAAAGAUGCACAUCCUCCAAAAUAUAGACAAGAUGGUUUCAAUAGUCCUGAAAAAAAUGUGAGCAAAACAGGAACGAUUCUGUCUGAAGAUUAUGCAGAAAUCGUAGACGAGGAAGGAGACUAUUCGACUCCAGCCACACGCGAUUAUGAAAUAGUCCGUAAUCAAGUAGAACUGGGUGAAAUUAUUGGAGAAGGUCAAUUUGGUAAUGUUCACAAAGGAUCAUAUAAAGGUAGAGAUGGACAAACGCUAGCUGUUGCUGUUAAAACGUGUAAAGUUGAUGCGGACCUUGCUACUGCUGAAAAAUUCCUCGAAGAAGCAUACAUCAUGCAACAGUUUGAACACCCUCAUAUAAUUAGACUCAUUGGAGUAUGUUCCGAAGCGCCAAUCUGGUUGGUCAUGGAAUUGGCAAGACUUGGAGAAAUGCGUGCAUAUCUUCAAUCUAACAAACAUCGAUUAGAUCUUGCGACUCUUUUACUCUAUACAUUCCAACUUAGUACCGCUUUAUCGUACCUCGAGAGUAAAAAAUUUGUACACAGAGAUAUCGCAGCUAGAAAUGUAUUAGUUUCUUCGCAUAAUUGCGUCAAGUUGGCAGACUUUGGAUUGAGUCGAUGGGUGGAGGAUCAAAGUUAUUACACUGCAAGCAAAUGUAAAUUACCGAUCAAGUGGAUGGCUCCGGAGAGUAUAAACUUUCGGAGAUUUACUACUUCGUCCGACGUUUGGAUGUUCGGUGUUUGUAUGUGGGAGAUACUGAUGUUAGGUGUGAAACCAUUCCAAGGUGUAAAAAAUAACGAAGUCAUUCGUAAGUUAGAAAAUGGUGAAAGACUAGCGCUUCCUAAUCACUGCCCUCCACGUUUGUAUUCCUUGAUGUCUCAGUGUUGGAGUUACGAACCUAGUAAAAGACCAACUUUCAAAGAAAUUAGAGAAACUUUACAUGAAAUUUUGUUAGAAGAGAAGCACCAACAACAGGAAACAAUGAGACGAGAAAAUAGAAGAGUUCAAGCCAUGUCCUGGGGUGCAGACGAAGUUCCACCGCCGAAACCUUCCAGACAGCCACAGAAUACAGCAGCAGACCCAGCACAAUUAACAGCAGCUGCGCCUGUCUCUACGUAUAUCGUAGCACAGAGUCCGGAAGUUCUUGCUCAACUUCUUAAGGAUAAUCAAACUAGGGGGGUAUGUCCCUCUGUCUACACUACUCCUGCCUCUCCAUUUAACACACUCGCUGUACAAUUUCAAGAUGAAGAUCAAGUCUUGACUACUGCCGUUGUCUCAGAUUUACCCUUUUUCGAUCCAGCGAUCUCCGAGCCUACUGCUUCUCACGACACACAAUCAGGAGAUUCUACUUUGUCCGAUACUAAUUUAGAUUCUCUAGAUUCCUCUGAUACUGUCUCUCCUCUCAUGUCGAGUCUCAAUAUCUCAGACACAACUCAGACACAAUCGCCAGCUGCCGGUAGAAAACAACAAAAGGUUAAAGAGAUGCAAAACUUAUACGCAGUAAGCUCUAAAGUUGUCGGUAAUAUCACGGGAGAUUUAUAUUCGCCCGUGCAAAAAUUUUCAACAUCCAAUCCAAUACCUAUUACAACUACUGCUUGUGGUGAAAUUUACGGUCCCGUUGCUAAUUUUACACAAAGUUCGGCUAUCGUAGGUAAUCUCAGUCAAAGUCCUAGCGUAGGUGGUAACUUUGGUGAAAAUCCAGGCAAUUUUGGCUCAAGCAGCUUAAAUAAUCAAACUCAAUUUGUGAGUGGCACGCAUGUUCAAUCAUCUAAUCUUGGUCAACACCCCACUAAUAUCACCAGCCAAGCAUAUGUUAGUGGUCAACAACCUAUAAUUCCUAGUAGUUCGUCUACUUCAAAUGCUAUUACCGCUACAGGAUCUCCUCGUAUUAAUACAGUUAACGUUCCAAUAUCUACUGGCAAUGCGGAAUGUUUGUACGGCCCUGUUUUAAAAUUUCGAGCACAAAAUGCUCCUCAGAGUCAAAGUGGUGGGGACAUGACAUGCGUUAGUUCAGCUACAUCAUUUAUUCCAAGUGGAAGAAGUCAAUUGGUUUACAGUCCAACACCAAUUCAAAACUUGCAAUCUCAACCACUUUAUCCUCAAAACUAUCAACAUCAACAAAUAUAUUCUAACGUUAAUCAAGUGGGACAACAACACAUAUACAUUCCACGAACGCAACAAGCACAAAAUAUUCAACGACAAACUUCUUUGCAACCACAAUCUCUUUCUUACACAUCAUCGCAACAUACGAUGCAACAAAGUCAAGCAAGUAGUGCCAAUCCAAUAUACACAGCCCAUGCUGCAUCUGUUACGGUUGUUCAAGCACAAAAAAUGCAAAUGCCAAAUUAUAUACCGCAAGUGCAAAGUGGGAUGGCAAACAACCAAUCGCCUGCAUCAUUGAACGUUACCGGGAACCAACAUCAAUCAUUUGGAGUAACACAAGCUCAUGGCAUUCAACCUCGCAUUAUUCCACCAGGUGUUAUGAUACAACAAAGCAGCCAACAGCACACUCAACCACAUGUUCCUAAUUUCAUCUUAGGUCAACAUUCUGGUUAUAUUGCUCCUACGGAACAAACGCAAGUUCAAUACAGUGCUACAGGUUUCCCGGCACAACAACAAGUGAUAAACGCAGUUAGUGUUAAACAACAAGUAGCUCAAGUGGCACCAACGGUUGUUAAACCAUGCGCACCUCAAGUAGCAACUGGCAUAGCGAAAAUUACUACGUUUGUGACAUCAAAACAAGAUGAACCAUUGACAAGUUCUACUGAUGGUACUCUAUCUGGAUCACUUAUAUCUUCCGCUGUCAGCGACAGCACCAUGUCAUCUAGCAGCUCGAUGACAGAGGAGGCACAGCAAGAUCAGAGAGGUGCACAGUCCCAGAUAUUUGACAGUGGUGCUGAUAGUUUUACUGGUAUAGAUGACGAACAGAAGUUAUUAGAACAGCGACUUUUGGAACAACAACGGCAAUCAGAAGAAGAUAGUCGUUGGCUUGCGAGAGAAGAGAAACGUUUGUCAAUCGCAACAAGUGGAGAUGAAAGUACUAGUCCGCCAAUUCCUCGUUCAGCCACGCAAUCACCAAAUCAUGAACCUCAUACCAUGAACACAGGUUCUCUUGGUUCAGAUAAAGGACCUGAGAAAGAGAAAGAAAAAGUAAUAGUAGUAAAGAAAAUGGAACCAACACCAACAGCAGAUUUGGAUAGAACUAAUGAUAAAGUAUAUGAUUGUACUACCAGUGUAGUUCGGGCAGUUAUGUCUCUGUCACAAGGUGUUCAACAGAGUAAAGCCGAUCAGUAUUUAGAAUUAGUAAGAAGAGUAGGCAUUGAAUUAAGAGCUUUAUUGUCCUCUGUUGAUGCUCUUGUAGAAAUCUUACCUAUAUCCGCACACAGAGAAGUAGAAAUGGCACAUAAGGUUUUAAGUAAGGAUAUGGCUGAACUUGUAACGGCUAUGAAAUUGGCACAAAAUUAUAGUGCUACCACGUUAGAUGCAGAAUAUCGGAAGGGAAUGCUUUCUGCGGCUCAUAUUUUAGCAAUGGAUGCAAAGAAUCUCUUAGACGUAAUCGACUCUAUUCGUAUUCGAUAUCCAUAUGUCGAUAAUCAAAUUUGUCAAAGACAAAAUGAUAAGAAUACGUCGCGAGACUCAACACCAGAACAUUGCAUUCGAUCGAGCCAAUCUGGUGAACAUUUUUUGAGAAGAAGCCAGUCGAGUGAAAGGCAAAUAACAACAUUCAGACAAAGCCAAAGUGGAGAUCUUCUACAUCGAAUGGGUCAAUCAGUUGAUCGUUCUUUGCAGGGAAGUCAAACUGAUGUUAGCGGUGGAACUAGUUUAGAAAGGAGGCAUCACAUUGUAACGAAUAGUCUUGAACGUAAUUCAACAAGUAGAAGACAAAUGGCAACCAAUAGCUUAGAAAGAAAAAGGCCAUCAUUAUCUUGUAAUAUGGGUCCUAUGAAUAAUUCCGUUAAUCUCCCACCGAUUGUACCAGUAGCAUGCAAUUUGGUUCAGACAGUGGGACCUGUUAUUCAUCCGAGUCAGUCAGUCGCGAUGAGUGUUAGUCAACAGUCAGUAUUCACUGCUAAUAAAUCUUCGAAUGAAACACCUACCAGUGACAGCUAACAAGAUGCCUUUCAUUGAGGUGAUUAUCUUAAAAGAAUUAUUAACAUCGACAUUCUAUUAAAAUUAGUGAUACUCAUGUAGACUGAUUUCAGGGAUACUUUGGAGUACUACUUAGAUUGUAUGUAAAUAGACGAUAAUGUAUGAGUUACCUGUGUAUGUCCCAUGAAUAUAUCGACAACAGGACAUCUAGUAUUUGUGCUUUUUAGCUCUUUUUAAUAUUUAUAUAUACAGACACUUUGUCUAGGCGUACUUAUAGAUAGGACAGUAUUCACCAGAUAUAGAAGUAGUAAAUUAGAUAAUUUAAGUCACAACUAUAAAGAAUCAACUCCAAAGUUUUAGAAUUAAAAUUACUAUUUGUUAUGGCAAAUGCGUGUAUGUAUGGGGUGAUGCAAAGGAUGCGUGCGCUUAAUUAAGACUGCGAUUAUGCGAGAAGACAUAGAGAUACACAUGUAGCACAUAUAUCGGACUUGCUUUUUACAGUUUAUUCUAAAGCUUGACGAAAACCAAACAUAAGUGUUCAAAUAAUGUUGCAAUAUUGUUAUUUGCAUGGCUCAUAGUUCAGGAAAUUGUUUCUCUUAUUGCAUCACCUCAUAAGUAGUUGAAUAUUGCAUAUAUCGUGCAAAGGUUUGGUUUCUUAUAAGACACAAUGUUGCCGCGUUGUUUUUAAUACAAGUUCAUAAUUUGAUAGUCUAUUUCCUACAUAUAGAAGUACUAUGGGGAAUAAUUAUAAUGUAAAAAAUGGGACUGAACGUUAUUUUUAUUAGCAAAUUAUUUAACGAUUCAUACCAGUUUGCAACGUUUGUACAAGAUGUUUUAUAAAAAGCGAAUCUCAUUCUCCAACAGUAAGUCAGUUCCUACAAAAUAUUUUUAGGCAAUUUCACAGAGAUGCUGCUAAUAGCUUUUUAGUACGGUUGGCAGUAACAUUUACAUUAGCGUGUUCGAUGCUUUUUUUUAAAGCGUCACCAAAUAUUCUACAAAUAAAUAGAACUUCUUUUCUACAUAUAACAUAUCCUUUGUUAAGUUCCUGGGAAAUUUGAAAUCUUAUUUAGGCAACAUUCUUAAAUGAAUGUAUUAAUAACAUCAAUAUCACCAUACAUACUCAUACAUCAUAUCAUAUUCGCAAACGAUAAAAAACUUUUAACUCUGUGCUACAAUUUUUAUUAAUUCGAAAGAUGGCUUUUAAGUCUUGAUGUGCCAAGGUGUGCUUAUGUACUCAAGACAGAAUCUUCAAUUUAUAGUGGAAAGUUUUGCCAUGACAUGUAUUGCCAUGACAUAUAUCCCAGGAACCAGUAGUAAUAUAAUGACUAAUAGUAUAAUCAUUGAUACUGCUACUGUUUUGAGAGCAUAAGACACUUUCUUAAAUUAUGUUAAAUGUACAUAAAAUACUAUACAAAAUUCACUUCUUUUUAUUCAGUAAAUAAUAUUGGUAAUAUAACCAAUAUAACUUCUUAAAUACGCAUGUUUUGUCUUGUAGCAAUAUAUGUAUAUUUUUAUCUUUAUAUAUAAAAAAUUUACUUUCGUUUAUUAGAAUCUUAACUUUAAAUCAUUAAAUUUGAAAGUAUAUAGCUAUCAAAAUUUUAUUCGGAUAUGAGACCAAUUUCCACCUCACGAUUCUGUAUAAGAUGCUUGUAAAAUCAUAACAGUUAUGAGUGCCCAUAUUGUAUAAAAUAACUUCAUUAUUAUAUUAUUAUAGAAAUAUUAAUAAAUGCUGUUCUAUGUAUGAAUUUCAUUUUUUGACUUUCUUUUACAUAGAGAAAUAAUUUAAUUUUUAAUAUUUUCUUGAUUUCUUGUGUUUAUUUAAAUAUAAAAAAAUCUUUUUAAACUUUUAUCUGUACUUUGCACUUUACAUAUGAGCUAUACACAAAUUAGUUAAUAUGUGAUCAUCUCUCUAACAUAUAAACAAUAUUUAAAAAGUAUUAUGAUUAUUAAUACUAUAAAAAUUAAAUGUCGUAAAAUAAACAGAAGCAUAACAAUUGUGCUUUUUUAAUCGAGAAAACUUGCUAAAUGCUUUAUUCUUCUAAAUAUUUGUAACCACUAUGCCAUUCAUAUAUUAUAAGCAAUAUUUCUCAUUUUAGAGAAUGAUUUUGGAUGAAUUCUUAAUAGUAUAAUAUAUAUUGUAGGUUUAUUGUCUAUUAAAAAGAUGAUGACAUAUAAGCUGAUUUUGUGUUCAUACCAAUCUAUUUCAAAUCUUCUUGAUAAUAAAGAUCUAGAAGAGAAACUAAAGAUACCAUUGAAAUUGUUACUGUUAUAUCAGUUGGAUAGGAGAUAAAAAUAUACAAUAUAUAAUCUCAUUUCAGAGAUAUUUAUAAAUUUGUGUAAAUGUAACUAUGUAUCAUGAUUGCAAGAAAAAUAAACUACGCAUAUGAUUUCAGCAUCAUAAAUGCAUUAUAUAAAUUAAAACUUAAUAAUAUUUAUUGUAUUGACAAAAUCUACAUUGGUAUAUACACAUUUUAUUUUUUAUGAUAAUAGUUUUAUAAUUCAUUAAUUUGAUACAGAUAUACAUAAUAAACUUUAAAACUUAUUACAUCUACCCAAUUUUCAGAAAGCUACAUAAUAUUUAUUUUCCAUGCUUUGAGCUGUAAUAUUUAAUACCAGUGUGUGUAGAACAUCUUGCAUAUUUAGUUAAUAAAGCAUUCACAUUCAAUUUAUUUGUUUCAAAUUUCCUGGAAUAAUAUUACUGCUAAAUAACUGUUUAAAGGGGUAAAAUGGUAUUAAAAGUAAUGCUUUCAGAAAUUGUUUUCAUACUAACAAUAUGUAUGGAGUUAUUUCUUCAAGAGUCCACUUUUCUUUGACUUUAAAUAUUUCUUUAAGUCUAUCAUUGAUAUUUUUUGGUAAAGUUUCUUCUGGAAAAGAUAUCACUUCUUUUUGCAUAAUACUUUUAUUAUAAAUAAUAAUUGCAAUUCCUCUUAAGUAUUCCUCUUUUGGCACUAUUUCUAAAAUUGUUUUUAAUAAAAAUCAUAAAUAAUUAUUCAAAAAUUAUGUUACUAUUCACUUACUUUCUGGUACACCCAUUUUCCAGGAUUCCAUAAAAUCAUUAUAUUUAUUAACAGGUAAAGCGGUUAGAAGAACUUUUGCUAAAAUUUUACAUACUUUUUCUUCAUUGUAUCUAUAAAGGAAUUUUACGUAAAAGAAAUUAUAUUUACAAAAUUUUAAACAUAUAAAAUUUUUACACGUAUCUAUAAUUUGAAGAUAGUACCUAUAUAAAGGAGUAUUAUCCUCUUUUAGUUUCUCACUUAAACUUGUAUAUUUCUCAAACAAUGCUUUAAAAAUAGGUUCAGCAAUAAGUUCUUUUAAAGAAUCAUAUGUAAUUUCUUUAUCAACUUCAUCUACUUCCCAUGAGUAAUCAUUAAACAAAUCUAACAUAUAUGUCACAUUUCGUACUUCUGCUUCAAAUGAUAUUAAUCGAAGAUAACCUUAAUAGUAAAACAUAAAGUAAUAUUUAGUAAUUAACUUUAUUAAAAUAAUUCUCUAAUAAAGUUCACGGUUUAACAUAUAGUAAUUUUAUGAAAAAUUACCAUCUAUUGUUACAACUAAGUGAUCAUUUAAAGCCUGUUUCAAUUCAUCCUCACUAGCCUGAAUUUCAUUUCUUAAUUUAUCCCAAUCAUAAAGUAUUGUUGAAUCUAUGUCUGAUUCAUAUUCUUUACCAUUGUAACAAGAAGGUUCAAGUACAGUCAAUAUUUUAUCAACACGAGGUUUACAUUUAUGUACCUAUAUAAUUCUCAUUAAUAUCUAUUAAACAUUUUAAAAUGAUUAUAAAGAUAAUCUUAAAUACCUCAUAGUAAUUAUGAAAAAUUCCUGUUACGCAACAUCUUUUUAUUACUCUACCAUGUUCUUCUGGGGUCUUCGUAUCAUCCCCUAACAUUAAAUCAGGUACCAAUAAUAAAGAAUUCGACGUUUCUGCUUCUUUUAUCUCAUAAGUCCGAUUCUCUGUACAAAGUACUGCAGUUUCAUUACUACUACCUUUAAACGAUAAACUAAAAUCCCAUAAAAUUAGUUAUCUUACCAAAUGUUAUUGUAAGCCAUAAAAUGAUUCCAAAAAUUUAAUUAUAAAAAUAUACAAUCUUUAUGUAAUA
Molecule: messenger RNA, 12372 nt
Organism: Vespa velutina
Lineage: Eukaryota; Metazoa; Arthropoda; Insecta; Hymenoptera; Vespidae
Gene: Fak
Product: focal adhesion kinase 1
Exons: 23
Coding region: 2987-8299 (1770 amino acids)
Biological process (GO): protein phosphorylation; signal complex assembly
Cellular component (GO): focal adhesion; cytoskeleton
Molecular function (GO): ATP binding; protein tyrosine kinase activity
Source: RefSeq, a predicted model, not a curated record